AUGCGUCAAUAAACUCAUAAAAACACUUUUUUAAAAACUAUCCCAUUUACAACUAUAUUUAUGGAAUCUUUAAAGUAAUCUUCAAUGUGGGUAUCAUCAAAUACGAUUGAUGGGAAUAGCUAAUUUUAAGGUAUAGAAGAAUCAAUAAUUCAGGCAGGUUACUUUUAAAAGUUGAUAAUUAAUGGGAAUCAGUAUAACUUAAUCUACAUCCUGAGAAAUUAUAUAAAAAAGGUGUAGGAUCUGAGGAUUAUACAUCUUAUUGUUAAUUAUAAGCAUGUUUUUUAAAAAAAUUUACUCAUUUUGAUCCUACAAUGCCUAAUUAUAGAUAUGGAAUUAGACUAUAAUUUGGAUAAUAAUUAACUCAUUUAUUAACUGAGAAUUCAGAUAUUUUCAAAAAAUGGUUUCAGUUUUUAAGAAGAUUUUGUAUAAUGGAUAAAUUUGCUAGAAAAUAUAAGGUUUUAGGUAAAAUAAAGCAAAGUGAUCCUGUUUUUGGUUAAUGUUUAUUUUCUUGUGUAAGAGUACAAGAUGCAGAGUAUCAUAUUGUAAAGGUGAUAGAUAAAAAUGUUAUAACAGCAACAUAAAAACAAAAUUUAUUUAGAGAGAUAAGUAAUUUAAGAAAAUUGAGUCAUACAUAAAUAUGUUAUAUUGUUGAAGUACUUGAAGAUGAAUAAAAUUUAUAUAUAUUAUAUGAAUAUUACUUAGGGAUUGAUUUAAGAUCAUAUAUAAAGGAAUCACAAAUAUAUUAGAUGGCUGAAUAAUCAACAUAAGGAUUGGAUGAGAAAUUGGUAGCAGAUAUUAUAUAUGGUGUUUUAUAAGCAAUAUAACAUAUGCAUUCGAAAGGGGUUUUUCAUAGAGAUUUAAAAAUGGAAAACUUGUUCAUACCAGAAAAGAAGCGUUUACCAUUUGUUGUAUUAGCCAAUUUCUGUUAUUCUGAAACAACAGAUUAAAUUUAGUAUAAGAAAUGUGGAACUCCUGGAUUUGUAGCACCUGAAAUAUUUAGGUCUAAAAAUUAUACAAGUAAAGUGGACUUAUUUUCAUUGGGAAUAAUAUUUUAUAUUUUAGUUUAUGGAAAAUUACCAUUUGAAGGUAAAGAUUAAGAGGAAAUACUUAGAUCAAAUGAGAGAUGUGAAAUAGAUUUUAGAAUAGAGUAAAAUGUUAAUAUGAUUAAAAUAGAAAAAAAAUAUGUAAAAAAAUAUCUAUAUCUGGAAUGGAUUUACUAAAAGGAUUAUUGAAUAAAGAACCAAUAAAAAGAUUAUCAGCUGUAUAAGCACUAAAUCAUCAUUGGUUCAUUAAAAUGGGAACAAGAAAUUAAAGAAAUUAAUAAUAUCUUUAAGUUUAAAGAGGGAAAUCUUUGUCAACUAUUAUAGAAAAUUCUGUAGAUAUUACAUAAAGGUAUAUUAUUUAUAUUAUAAUUUUAGUUAUUAUUAAUCUAAUUCUUAAUUACACUAAUCUACAAAAGAUGAUGACAGAUUAGAUAGAGUAGAAAAAGAAUUUAUUAAAGGUAGUCUAUAUGAUAAGUUACUUCAUUUUAAUAGUAUUUAAUAUUAACCAUCUAAAAUUCGUCGCAAUUAAUAAUCAAAUUGA
Molecule: messenger RNA, 1584 nt
Organism: Paramecium pentaurelia
Lineage: Eukaryota; Ciliophora; Oligohymenophorea; Peniculida; Parameciidae
Source: the annotation of a GenBank genome assembly